This is a messenger RNA of Dermatophagoides pteronyssinus (European house dust mite), 1276 nucleotides long. RefSeq lists its product as uncharacterized. NCBI's taxonomy places the organism in Eukaryota, Metazoa, Arthropoda, Arachnida, Sarcoptiformes, Pyroglyphidae. The record is from RefSeq and is a predicted model, not a curated record.
GUAUGUAUUAUCACACUUCUCUUUACAAAAAAAAAGGUUCAAUAAAUAACGUUUAUUAAGAUUAGAAUCAUUUUAUCCGUUUGUUAGGAAGUUUUUUUUUUAAAAAGUCAUGUUACAAUUAUUAAAAUUGAAAUUGGCAAUUAUCAUUUUGCUCGUGAUCAAAUCGAAUAGUUUUACAUCAUCCUUGGAUAUGAUUGGAUCAAAUCCAUAUGAAAAAUGUAAACAAUUGCAACAAUUAAAAGUUAAGCCUACUUUAUUUGUUGCAACAUCUAUGCGUGUUCUAAUAUUUACUGAAGAUUUUUAUGUAUUUGUUUUAUCAUUCGAUUCAUUGGAUCAAAAAGUACAUAAAUUGAAAAUAGAUCAUAUACCAAUGCCAUUGUUUAGUGCAUAUCCAUUUGUUUGGUAUUAUAAUCGACCAUCAGGCCAUACACAAAAUAUAAUGAAAAUUAAUUAUUUUAUUGAUGAAAACAGAGACGAAUGGUUAUGCUUUCCAUUGAAAUUUCAAAAAGACUUGACAAUUUCUCCAUUUAUUUAUAAUAUUCAAUCACAUAAAAAAGAUAAAGGAUGGUUAUAUCCCGAUUCAAUGUAUGAAUUACAAGAAAUAUUCAUUGCAACUGAUCAUAAUAAUUUUCAAUAUAUUGGAAGACGAUCUGUGCUUGGAACAGGUUUUGGAUUCCAUCGUAUACAUAUUAAAAAAAACUAUGAACCUGUUAAGGAUUUCAAAAACUCAACAUUUUAUUCUGUUUGUAAAUUUUUAAACACACCUGAUAGUGAUAUUUAUUUUCAACCUGGUGUAUCAUGUGGAGAUACUGAAGGUCGUUAUGCUGUUGAUUGGAAUGUGAUCACCGGAUUUGUUCGAAAUAAAUUAUUUUAUAUUAUUACAAAUAUCGAUGUUCUUAUAUUCAACGAUACAAUUUAUGAUCAACACAAUAAUCGUAUAAAAUUAAUAAGAAAAUCACAUGAAUCAUUUUUUUCCUGUGAAUAUCAUCAAAAACAAAAUUCAUUUCAUUUAAUUUAUCAUAUCAAUAUUAUUCUAUUCAUAAUAUCAAUAAUUUUAUUAUGUACAUAUUUACUACUCAUUUUAACAAGAAUAAUUGUUAGAAAAUAUAUUCGAAAGAAAUUAUUGAAAAAAACUAAAUCAUCAUUAACAAAACAACAAAAAUCAAAAAUAAAAAUAAUAUCAAGUCGAUUGAAUUACAAGAAUAAUUUAUUUCAAUCAUCACAAGAUUCAAACAAUUCAGAUUUAGAAAAUAUGAGUGAAGAAGAAAGUAAAUAA